AUGUAAACAAUAUGUAAAUAUGUUUCGAUGGGAAUAAAAAAUUCUGAUUGUAUGCUUUAUUUUGUUGGCGGUUCAGUAUAUAGGAUGACUCAAAUAACUUCUUCGAAAGAGUUACUUUCGCAAGCGCUGCAGAGUAGAAUUAUCCCAAAUCAAGAAUAUUUAUUACAAGGAUCUAUCCUUGAUUCGGCUGUUGAUCACUUAAUACAUAGAUUGAGAGGUCUAUGUGACACCGUGGAUGCAUCACCGGAACCUUUUCACGAUUUGGAAGUAUGUUUAAGCCUUAGACAACCAACACAAACGGCACCUUUAUUGCUUCGUGUUCGAAGGGCUCUAGAUAGAGAUGCUCCAUUCCAAUUGCGAUACAUCGGUCAGCCGGAGCUGGAUAGAUCGCGUCCAACACUAGUUCGUUCUAGUAUAGAUGUUGGGUGUACAUCCACAAUAUUAGAUUUUCUUACGGAAUUGGGGUGCAGACUGGAUUUCGAAUAUGUUAGUCGUGGAUACAUUUUCCGAAAAGGCAGAAUGAAAAUAACGGUCUCGAAAAUCAAAGCAGUUCCAGGAAAACAACAGGAAAUGGGUACAGAAACAGUUUCUCAGAGUUAUCUCGUUGAACUUUCUGUUCUUGCCCCCAAUGGCCAAGAUUCGAUCGGAGAUGAAAUGCGAAUUUUCGCGGAGCAGUUGAAACCAUUGGUUCAGUUAGAAAAAAUUGAUUAUAAACGACUCGGAGGUUUGCCAUAAAUAAAUAAAAUUAUUGUUAACUUAA
Ceratitis capitata (Mediterranean fruit fly) is the source of this 760-nucleotide messenger RNA. It is a transcript of the gene MED18, whose product is annotated as mediator of RNA polymerase II transcription subunit 18. The transcript is spliced from 3 exons. Gene Ontology annotation, biological process: regulation of transcription by RNA polymerase II; termination of RNA polymerase II transcription. NCBI's taxonomy places the organism in Eukaryota, Metazoa, Arthropoda, Insecta, Diptera, Tephritidae. The record is from RefSeq and is a predicted model, not a curated record. The coding region runs from base 28 to 735 and encodes 235 amino acids. Gene Ontology annotation, molecular function: transcription coregulator activity. Gene Ontology annotation, cellular component: mediator complex; core mediator complex.